This is a messenger RNA of Dermacentor silvarum, 1374 nucleotides long. RefSeq lists its product as uncharacterized. Gene Ontology annotation, molecular function: nucleic acid binding; zinc ion binding. The transcript has a single exon. The record is from RefSeq and is a predicted model, not a curated record. The coding region runs from base 1 to 1374 and encodes 457 amino acids. Lineage: Eukaryota; Metazoa; Arthropoda; Arachnida; Ixodida; Ixodidae.
AUGCCGAUUCUUCCCAAAGAAGACAUGAAGAUUGUUAUUAGACCAAGAGGUAAACUGGAUAUUUCCAAAAUUGGAGCGGCUACGGUGGCUGACGCAAUACUUGCAGCCGCCGGCCUCAGCCAGGAUGAGCUCUCACAAGACACUCUGUGCCCGAACUUACAGCAAAACAUCAUGGUGGCCAGCACUCCUAGACGGGAGAAUGCCGACCGAUACGGCCGUAUCAAGCAAAUCCUCAUCUCAGGCAAGGUCCACGAACUCUGCGCGUACGAGACAGCCCCGCACUCCACGUGCAAGGGGGUAAUACGUGGUAUACCGUUACAAGACAACCCAGCGACGAUAGAUGGCAAGAUUGUUAACCAGAAGAACCCUCUAGCACUGGCAGCCAAGAGAAUCGCUCAGACCGGGACCGUCAUCAUCGCCUUUGACGGGCACCGGGUACCGAAUUUUGUCAGGUACGGAACGCUCUUGAUGAAAUGUUCCCUAUAUGUAAAGCAAGUGGACGUAUGCCACGCCUGCGGAAGACUCGGGCAUCGCGCCGAUGUCUGUCCAACACCGAGCGACGUCGUCUGCCGGGGAUGCGGAAUGCCAAACCCCGAUGAGCAGCACCAAUGCACCCCAAAAUGCAAGAUCUGCGGAGGUCCGCACCUUACAGCGGGUAAAGAAUGUGCGCAUAGAUUUAAGAUGCCGUACAUCGUUCGUCGACGACGCUUCGAGCGUGCCAGACAGCAAGAGCAGCUCCCAACGCCAUCGAUUGUUCGAUCCUCCGAUCCGCGGGCAUCAUCCAGCCCCAGCGUUAGGGGCAGAAGACGCUCGCGCUCGAGAGGCCGAUCCACAAGCCGACGGGUCUCCAGAAGUCGCUCUGCCUCAAGAUCGCGACCCAUGUCGCAUUCUCCAGCGCGCUCCAGCUCUACAGGCCGCUCCAAGUCCGGCACCGGGAGCGACUCGUCCAACAGGCCACGAUCCAAGACCCCCACCGGCGGUAAAGGCAAGUCCUCUCUAACGUGGGCCGAUAGGGCCCGUGGCAACCAAACGCAGGCGUCCAACUCCCAGGACUCGCAUGACCCGCGUCUCACGAACGAGCUCGAAGAGCUUAGGCGUGCCAAUGAUAGUCUUAGGAAAGAAAACGCUCAGUUCAAGCGUGAAAUCAGUCGGCUAGCCGCCGAGAUGGCCGAAAUAUAUAUACGAAGAUUGGCGCUAACACCGCCAGCUCCUCAGCCCGCCGCUAUGGACACGGCGGAGGCCCCGCCCAAGACAGUUGCAGUGAAGCGUCGCGCCCUGGAUGACUCGAGGGGAGACGAGACGGUAGACUCCUUUCGGAGCUCAAGAAUGCCAUCUCCAACAUACAGACAGGUCUCUCUCACGUACAAGAAAUGA